GCGAGGGCCCUGAGGCCUCCUCGUCACUGCUGCUGCACCCCAACACUGGGGUUGGAGUUGGCUGUCUCCGUCCUCACUUGUGCGAGGCGUGUGUGCAGAGAGCUUUGGAAGCCUGCUCGUGCCUGGGACCCCAAGUUAACUUUGUAAUGUGGGGCGAGUUAUUGCAUCUCUGGCUGGGCUGCCUCCUAUGUACGCAGCUGGGCGUUCCCACUACACGGGAGGCACGGAUGACCCCGGGGGGACCCCGGCUGCUCCUCCUGUGCGGGAGGAAGGGCUAGCAGUUUCUGGAGCGUGCUUUUGGCGAUGCUGGAUGGUCCGCUGUUCAGCCUGGAAGGGACUGGGCGCAUCUGGGGAAGGGGAGCUCCUGUACAAAUCGCUGUGUGCAGGACCUUGGAGAACAACACCAAGGCGUCAUCUCGGGAUCAAGCUAUGGUGAAAGAUGUUUCGCAAAGGCAAGAAGCGGCACAGCAGCAGCAGUUCCCAGAGCAGUGAGAUCAGCACGAAGAGCAAGUCUGUGGAUUCCAGCCUCGGGGGUCUUUCAAGAUCCAGCACUGUCGCCAGCCUUGAUACGGACUCCACCAAAAGCUCAGGACAAAGCAACAGUUUAGACACGUGCGCUGAGUUUCGAAUAAAGUAUGUUGGUGCCAUUGAGAAACUGGACCUGUCUCAGGGGAAGAGUCUCCAAGGACCACUAGACCUGAUAAAUUACAUAGAUGUCGCCCAGCAAGAUGGAAAGUUGCCUUUUGUUCCCCUGGAGGAGGAGUUUAUUCUGGGCGUUUCCAAGUAUGGCAUAAAAGUCUCAACCACGGAUCAGCAUGGUGUUCUGCACAGGCAUGCCCUGUAUUUAAUCAUCCGGAUGGUGUGCUACGAUGACGGCCUGGGAGCCGGGAAGAGCUUGCUGGCACUCAAGACCACGGAUGCAAGCAAUGAAGAAUACAGCCUUUGGGUUUAUCAGUGUAACAGCCUGGAGCAAGCCCAAGCAAUCUGCAAGGUCUUAUCCACAGCCUUUGACUCUGUGUUGUCAUCCGACAAGUCCUGACCUCUGCAGUCCCGUGGAAACUGGCCCAUCCGAGAGCUCGCCUGGUCCUGCAUCUUUCUGUUUCCCUCUGCAAUGGUGACCUGUGAGGGCUCUAAAGGAAGUGUAACGUGUGAAAUACCAGUGGCCAUUCAAAGUGUCACUAACAGUAGUUACCUACUUUCUGGGCUAAGAGGAAACCUUGGGGCUGGACAGAUGGCUCAGGAGUUAAGAGCACUUGCAAGGGACUUGGGUUCAGUUUCCAGCACCCACAAGGUGGCUCAAAACUGCCUGUAACUCCAGUUCCAAGAGAGCAGACUUCCCCUUCUCGCUUCCUCAGGUACCAGGCAUACAUGUGGUAUACAAUACAUACAUGCAGCCAGUCGUGCAUACAUAUAAUAAAAUCUAAAAAUAA
Myodes glareolus (Bank vole) is the source of this 1430-nucleotide messenger RNA. It is a transcript of the gene Itgb1bp1, whose product is annotated as integrin subunit beta 1 binding protein 1. The record is from RefSeq and is a predicted model, not a curated record. Gene Ontology annotation, cellular component: cell periphery; ruffle; cytoskeleton. Lineage: Eukaryota; Metazoa; Chordata; Mammalia; Rodentia; Cricetidae. Gene Ontology annotation, molecular function: integrin binding. Gene Ontology annotation, biological process: negative regulation of substrate adhesion-dependent cell spreading; negative regulation of focal adhesion assembly.